AGCCGCCGCAAAAGGUGAAAUUCUGGUUUGCGACAGGUGGCGCCGGAUUUUGCAUUAGCAGGGCGCUUGCGAUGAAAAUGACACCGGUUGCUGGAGGUGGAAAGUUCAUUACUGUGGGCGACAGAAUUAGACUGCCGGAUGACGUGACGAUGGGAUACAUUAUCGAACACUUGCUCAAGAAGCAAUUAACCGUCGUCGAGCAAUUCCAUUCCCAUCUGGAGCCCAUGAAGUUCCUCAACAAAGACACUUUCGACGAGCAAGUUUCGUUCAGCUAUUCGAAAGGUCCGAGGGACGAGUGGAAUAUUCUCAAGAUCGACGGCUUCGACAUGAAGGAUGAUCCGAAAAGAUUCAGGUCGAUUCACUGCCAUCUGUUCCCGCACGUACCCAAUUGCCCGCACAGAUGAUGACCAGUCGGAUGAUCCAACUCGCAAACAAGAGGAGAAUCGUGCGAUCUCACGUUGCCUCUAACCGCAACGCCCAUCAGUUCACUAGCCGAGAUCGAGAUCGGUUAAUAAAUGUUAUUGUCUCACGUUUUGUACAUAAGGAUUAGGUAUGCGUAAAGAUCGACGUAGAGUUUUUAAAAAAAUUUCCCUUUUUUUUUUUUAAUUUAAAAACACAUAUCUACAAAAGUCUAGUUUUAAUUAAAUAAAUUAGAAUUUUUUUUGCGCAAUGAUCAAAUUUUAACAAAGAAUUUUUUAUAUUUUUUGUCGAAGUUUUAUAUCGUAUUCUCAUUGUAUAUAAGUUGUAUAUCAUUGUAUGAGUAUUCGAUGUUUUUGUAUAUAGGAAAUUUAUAGGAAUACCUGGAGUUAUCGUUCGAAUUUAAUAUUUUUGACAACACGAAAAGUGAAACGAGAUAUUUUUUUUUUCUUUAGGUGUUCGUGUUGUUGAAAAUAUAACGGGAAGAUUGUUUCGAUCGAUAAUACUGGGUGAAUUGGUUGUACUAUAAAAAAAGGAAAUAUUCGAGGAUUAUUUGGCGACAUUCUCGUCGCCGCGUUAUGGAAUUACCUUAAGCUAGUCUCCCGUGUAAAUAAACAGAUGGUCAUACCAUGUGAUAUUUAAUAGGUGUGAGUGGAUUCGUGCUUUUAUGUCGAUUGUGUAGUACCUAUAUGUUUCGAGAAAAUCGGAUACAAUCCCAUUUCUUCCUUCCAUGAGAUAUAUUUAAGAAAGUAAUAAUGAUAGUUUGAUGAAAUAAUUGUUAACGAAGACGCAAAAAUAUCCUUACUCACUUGAUAGGCUAUUUUGAUGAGCAGUAACUUUGACAGAGGUUAGGUUUGUAGAGUCAUGCAUUCUUUAUUCUACAAUAAAUCAGUACUAAAUUGAUUG
Molecule: messenger RNA, 1323 nt
Organism: Apis dorsata (giant honeybee)
Lineage: Eukaryota; Metazoa; Arthropoda; Insecta; Hymenoptera; Apidae
Product: fringe glycosyltransferase-like
Exons: 6
Coding region: 72-404 (110 amino acids)
Cellular component (GO): membrane
Molecular function (GO): glycosyltransferase activity
Source: RefSeq, a predicted model, not a curated record